Messenger RNA from Candida dubliniensis CD36, 621 nucleotides. It is a transcript of the gene PUP3, whose product is annotated as proteasome core particle subunit beta 3. Gene Ontology annotation, cellular component: proteasome core complex; proteasome core complex, beta-subunit complex. The transcript has a single exon. Gene Ontology annotation, biological process: proteasome-mediated ubiquitin-dependent protein catabolic process. The record is from RefSeq and is a predicted model, not a curated record. The coding region runs from base 1 to 621 and encodes 206 amino acids. Lineage: Eukaryota; Fungi; Ascomycota; Pichiomycetes; Serinales; Debaryomycetaceae.
AUGUCGGAUCCAUUUUCAAUUAACGGUGGUGCAGCAGUAGCCAUGAUUGGUAAAGACUGUAUAGCUAUAGCCAGUGAUUUGAGAUUAGGACAACAAUCACUUGGUGUGAGUAAUAAUUUCGAAAAAAUUUUCAGUGUUGGUGAUAAAACUUUUUUGGGAUUAACUGGAUUAGCCACUGAUGUUAUUACUUUAAAAGAAUUAUUUAGAUUUAAAACCAAUUUAUAUAAAUUACGAGAAGAACGUAAUAUUGAACCAUCAACAUUAGCAAAUUUGGUUAGUUCAUCAUUAUAUGAAAGAAGAUUUGGACCUUGGUUUGUUAGUCCCAUUGUUGCUGGAUUAAGCAGUAAAGAUAAUAAACCAUUUAUUUGUGGAUUUGAUUCUAUUGGAUGUAUUGAUUUUAGUCAUGAUUUUAUUGUUAGUGGUACUGCUAGUGAUCAAUUAUAUGGGAUGUGUGAAAGUUUAUAUGAACCAAACUUGGAACCAGAAGAUUUGUUUGAAACUAUUAGUCAAGCCUUGUUGAAUGCUGUUGAUAGAGAUGCCUUGAGUGGAUGGGGUGCUGUUGUAUACAUAGUGACUAAAGAUAAAGUGAUUAAAAGGGUGUUAAAGACUAGACAAGAUUGA